UUUUGAGCUUUAUCUUCCUGUCCAGAAGUCAUCGUCUCUCCAAUUCUCUCUAGCUUGUUUACUUUUCCAACACUUCCACAUCACUUCCUUGCUAUAAUUAGUACAAUUACCUCCUUGCUUUCUUCUGUACAAGAAGCCUAAAAUGGAGGCCGAAUUUGAUAUUCCGUCCCACUUUCUCUGCCCCAUCUCUCUUGAAGUCAUGAGAGAUCCCGUCACGGUCUCUACUGGGAUUACAUACGAUCGGGAAAGCAUCGAGAGAUGGUUAUCGUCCGGCAAGAACAAGGCUUGCCCUGUCACCAAACAACAAUUGUUCGACGCAGAUCUCACUCCCAACCACAAUCUUCGUCGCAUAAUCCAAGCUUGGUGCACCCUCAACGCAUCUCAUGGGGUCGAGCGGAUACCAACGCCAACAUCGCAGCUUGACAAGACCCAGAUCGUUAAGCUGAUCGACCAAGCGAGGAAGCUCCCCCACACGCAGCUCCAAUGCCUCAAAAGGCUCAGAUCCCUGGCCGUAAACCACGGUGAAAGAAACAAGAACUCUUUGGAGGCAGCAGGAGCAGUAGAAUACGUUGCUUCUUUGAUAAGCAACGCCGACCAAUCCAUAAUGAAAGUGGCUGUCGAAGUCUUGUGCCAUCUCAGAAGCUCGGAAUCUCGUCUCAAAGAUCUAAUGAGCAAAGAUGGGGAGAAGAUCAUAGAUUCAUUGGUGCAAGUAUUAAAACGAGGUGAUUACCAAUCUCGAGCUCAUGCAACUAUUUUAUUGAGGUCUGUUUUCGAAUUGGCAAAUCCGAUGCGGUUGAUGAGUGCCACAGUUGAGUUAUUCAUCGAGACUAUGAAUGUGGUACGAGAUCAGAUCUCACAGCAAGCAUUUAAAGCUGCAUUGAAGCUUCUUUUGGAGCUAUGUCCAUGGGGAAGGAACCGAAUAAAGGCCGUGGAAGGAGGCGCAGUUUCGAUCCUCAUAGAGGCUCUUCUCGAGACUCAAGAGAAGAGGGCAUGUGAGCUGAUACUAAUCUCUUUGGACCAGCUCUGUCGAUGCGCGGAAGGGCGAGCCGAGUUAUUGAGGCACGCGGCGGGGCUAGCCAUCGUGUCCAAGAAGAUAUUUAGGGUUUCGCACGUGGCGAGCGACAGGGCGGUGAGGAUAUUGUUUUCCAUUUGUAGAUUCUCUGCAACUUCUGCAGUUGUUAUGGAAAUGUUGCAAGUAGGUGUGGUGGCCAAGUUGUGUUUAGUGCUUCAAGUGGAUUGUAGGUUUAAGACCAAAGAGAAGGCUAGGGAGAUUCUCGAAUUGCACUCUAGGGUUUGGAAGAGUUCUCCAUGCGUUCCUGCUCAUUUGUUGUCCUUUUAUCCACCAACAUCGUCUUCCACAUAACGAUCAGAUCAUAGCUAUUGUUUUUGUGCAGAAUUUAUUCUUGGAGCUAAGCAUGUAGCUCAGUUUUGGAGGUAUACAGUGGGGUUUUUAUUGAAUCAGGAGUUCAAGA
This is a messenger RNA of Rosa rugosa (rugosa rose), 1472 nucleotides long. RefSeq names its product E3 ubiquitin-protein ligase PUB23-like. Gene Ontology annotation, biological process: protein ubiquitination. The transcript has a single exon. The record is from RefSeq and is a predicted model, not a curated record. Bases 143 to 1363 code for a protein of 406 amino acids. Gene Ontology annotation, molecular function: ubiquitin protein ligase activity. NCBI's taxonomy places the organism in Eukaryota, Viridiplantae, Streptophyta, Magnoliopsida, Rosales, Rosaceae.